AUGAGCUUCUACUCAAAUUACCAUGAGUGCAGCCAAGUAAUAUCAGCAAGAGACACCAUUACGAUUGCAACGUCCGGUGUAGUGGUCACUUCCACCCUGGCGACACCAAUCACCGUUUAUGCGGACGGAGUCCCGCUGAUCUGGGAGAAGUCCGAUAUCCCAGAAACGACCAGCGCGUCAAUAACGCCCUUGUCAACACAAACAUCGGCCGUAACCAGCGCGACAGCAACAAACUCGCCCAACGAUAAUAGAAGUGGUGGCUUGUCACAGCGAGCUAAGAUCGGCAUUGGUAUCGGGAUCCCGUUUGCGGCCAUUGCGAUAGGAGUAGCGAUCUUUUUCUGCUUCCUCAAACGACACAAAAAGGCCAAAGACGAGCGGAGCGCAGAGAUACAUAUUUCUCCACGAGGUCACGGGCCUUUCCUAGAGCUGGCUAACGGAAAGAGUUCUGGGCCUUUCGAGCUCGCUAGGAUUUCUGAGUAUCAUCAAGACAUCGCUUUAAGCGCUAUAGAAUAUCAUAAGUAA
Talaromyces stipitatus ATCC 10500 is the source of this 522-nucleotide messenger RNA. RefSeq lists its product as uncharacterized. Lineage: Eukaryota; Fungi; Ascomycota; Eurotiomycetes; Eurotiales; Trichocomaceae. Bases 1 to 522 code for a protein of 173 amino acids. The record is from RefSeq and is a predicted model, not a curated record. The transcript is spliced from 2 exons.